Phoenix dactylifera (date palm) is the source of this 1203-nucleotide messenger RNA. The record is from RefSeq and is a predicted model, not a curated record. NCBI's taxonomy places the organism in Eukaryota, Viridiplantae, Streptophyta, Magnoliopsida, Arecales, Arecaceae.
UUGUUAAAUCGUUCUCUAGCGACGGCAGAACCAACCGUCUCGGCGCGUUCUCGCCUCCCCCUGUCUCCAUCUCCGUUUAAAACCCCCCACUUCCCCGACUUCCCUGCUUCCUCGCGUCAGAGAAGAAAGUGAGAGAGUAUUAACGUCUCCUUCGCUUGCUUCAUAGCUAAAGUGCACGAUCUCUCUCUCUCUCUCUCUCUCUCUCUCUCUCUCUCUCUCUCUGAGAUCGAUCGAGGAAUCGAUGAAGGAAGCGGCGGCGCCACCCCCCAAGACUCCGGCGGAGCUGACGACCGGAUCUCCAUCGGCAAGCCGCCCGAUCCGCCGCCGGACCGGAUCCUCUUCGAGCUCCGCCUCUUCCCUUUCCUCGGCCAUUCCUUCAUCCUCUCCUUCCCCGGCCCACCGAUACCUUUUUCCCCUCCGCUCCUCCUCCGCCGUCCCUUUCUCCUGGGAGCACCUCCCCGGCGUCCCCAAAAACCCCAAAUCCUUCCCCUCCCCCGCCGUCCCCCACCGCCUGCUUCUCCCCCUCCCUCCCCCUCUCCGAUCCAAACCCGACACCUCGAUCCCCCGCAAGAAGCGAUCCGACGCCCGAUUCUCCAACCUCGCCCCCGCCGACCCCUUCGCCGCCGCCCUGGCCGAGUGCACCAAGGACGAUCCCGCCGGGACAGGACUGGCCAAACUCUGGGGGGAGCCCCCAGCCGGAGCUCCGCGGCGGAGGGCCUUGGCGACAGCGGCGAUCACCCACCGGUUCGGGCUCUUCGAUCUGUACGGUUCCUGCAAGAUCUCGUGCUCCGUCGCCGACGCCAUCAUCCAUGUCCCCCGGCCUGGCCCCCGCCCCGCCGCGUACGGCUUCCUCAACCGCCGGUCCAGCUCCUGACCCCCAAUCCGGUCCGGUGUCCGUCCCGUCCCAAGAUAAGUACAUAAAUAAAAUUAAGAAAAAAAAAAUAAAUCUUCUGUUAAUUAUUUGUUUUUCCAAUGUUUAAUGCCGCUGCCUUUUGCCUUAAUUUUCUCCCUCUUCUAUAUCGAUGUAGACCACGUUCUAUAUGGCAAAUUUUUAAUAUGUAACACUCGAUGUCGAGAUUAUUGCUGCUACCAAACCGUUUUCCUCCACGCUGGCAUCCGACGUGGCACAAGAAGAUUGGUGCGAAGUACCAAUGCCUUAUGCCACGUGGAAUGCUAGCAAUGCAGGGGGGCACCUUUGUAAUA